Molecule: messenger RNA, 1272 nt
Organism: Eremomyces bilateralis CBS 781.70
Lineage: Eukaryota; Fungi; Ascomycota; Dothideomycetes; Eremomycetales; Eremomycetaceae
Exons: 1
Coding region: 249-1049 (266 amino acids)
Source: RefSeq, a predicted model, not a curated record
UGUAAUUCUAGAAAUUUUGUAAGGCUGGUGAGAUUUUCCCCCUCAAAGGUAUCAAAACUGUUGUGAAAGGCGACAAAAGUAGAAGACUAUCCCCUUCAUGGCUGCAGUGCUCAAAGACCGGGGUUUCGACCAGGAUCCCUGUAUUUGCCAAGCUCCCACCAAAUUCCCUCCCAAAUUGUAUACAGACGCGUCUGAGGACAGGAAAUUUAAUCAAUUCGUUUCGACUAUGGGUGUUUUUGGUAUUGAAUAUGGGUGUUUUCGGUAUUUCGAAGCCUUUCGACGUGGAUCUCGUACCUACCGGUGAGGUGGCCCAUUUUGAGACCCGCGAAGAGCUCCUCAAGACAGGUUGUGCGAUCGGUGAAGGUGAAGAUCUAGAUCGCGUCAACGUGUCGCAGGAAAACGAUGGAGAUCUUAAGAUACAGACCUCUCAAGACACACUAUCUCAAGAACUCCUAUCUCAAGGCAAACCGCAGGCGAAGAGAGGAGGAAAGAGGGGGAAACAGGCUCAAGCUGAGAGCACGCCUACAGUACCAAAAGCCCCCAAAAACACCCAGAAUCCACCGCCCCCAGACCCAUCGCCUAUCGUCGAUUUCGAUCCCUUAAUAAUACCGGAGAAGGUUUCGCAUGGUAUAUUGCCUGAUACCGUCAGGUUUCACGAUCCUGGAGCGAUCAUAGACCUCAUCUUUACCACAGAAUUUUACCAUACUCUCUGUGUGAGUACUAACCUGCACGCCCACCAUGCACCCGAGAAGGAACUGAACAGCCCACGCCCAUGGACCGAUGUUACGGAGGAGGAUCUCCGCGCCUAUCUUGCGAUCUUGAUCUAUAUGGGUCUACAUCGCGAACCACGCGUGGAAUAUUACUGGAACGUGUUAUGGUCCCAGGCCUGCGGCCUGUUCCCUUGGUUGUGGCUGAAGACGUGGCUGGUGGAUUAUAUCAGAGAAGCAAACAAACAUGGUAACACAGCAGUAGGGCAUUGGAGAGGAGAGUCGCUAUCUCGCGCACAAAGGUGCCGGGAGAUUUCUUCUCUCUCUCUCUCUUCAGUUUAGAUUAAUGGAACUUGGUAAUCGCAGACCUUGCGCAUCCAGACCGUGUCAGAACGAGCUUAAUCCUAAUCUCCCACUCCACCCAACGGUUCGUCGGUAUAUGGGUCGUGUUCAUUGGCAACAGAUUGAUCGAUAUAUCGCGUGGCAUAUACCUAUAGCCCCAAAGAAGUUAACACCUCUGGAGAAGGUUCAUUCUAUGGUGAAGUUCCUUACCUUGAAAUUCCAG